This is a messenger RNA of Aethina tumida (small hive beetle), 1275 nucleotides long. RefSeq lists its product as uncharacterized. Lineage: Eukaryota; Metazoa; Arthropoda; Insecta; Coleoptera; Nitidulidae. The transcript is spliced from 5 exons. The coding region runs from base 278 to 1000 and encodes 240 amino acids. The record is from RefSeq and is a predicted model, not a curated record.
UUAACCCCCAUUAACGAUUCCACAAAUUUACAUGGUUAAUUUUAAAUUGCGACAGAUCAAAACGCAAAAUUCGUUAUCGCAUUCGCAUAAAAAUCAGUCGGAUUUUUAUAUCAUGUAAAAUGAUCAUUAUGGAAUUUAUUUGUUUGUAGUACCAGAAUUUGACAGUGACAUAACUUGUAUAAGUAUUUGGCAGGUCGUCGAGGUAAUUUUUAAAUUUAGUGGUUAUAUUUAUAGACCGUAUUUUGAUUGUGGAUUCGAAUCAAAGACGGUAAAUGCAAUGGACGAAGUAACGAAGUUAUUUAACCGAUAUUGCAGUGUUUGGGAACAAGAUAUUAGGGGGUCACAGAUCGGCUGUUAUUCCAUUGCAAUCAUCGGUCUAACAGUUGCCCUAAGAAAAGUUCGACCUUUCAGCAAGUUUAAGAGACCUCAGGAUGUGCCGCAACGAUUUAUAGACGAAAGAAGAGAAUUAGUCGGUUAUGUGAACAGGGUUGAGCCUGGAGGUGGCAUUCUUAUGGUUAAGCACAAGCCGUUGGUGGAUCUGCCUGUUGUAAAGGACGGUGAACUCCCGGUAAAAAUAUCGGGAGUCAAAGUCUCCGGGCUGGGCGUGAACUGGCUGCAGGCCAUUGUUGUCGACAACGAAAUCAAAUUCAUCCCUGUCUACAAAGACAAGAAAUUCCUGCACUGUGAAGUGAUGCUUCCACAAACAGUAAAGCCUAAUAAAACUACUAACCUGUUGGUGGGUGAAACACUGCUAAAAAUUGGAUUUGGAACUGUUGAACAAAUUGAAAAGCCCCUUCCAGAUGCAGGAAUCUAUUUGCCAUAUUACAACAGACUGAAGACAGCAGAGAAGUAUGCCUUGAAGAAAAAAAUGGGUUACAAAUACUAUGUAAAACCGACGGUUGCGCUUGUAAAGUUAACACAUGCGAAAAUUAGCGAUUUGGUAUUGUCAGCUUCCAAGCAGGUUCCUAAAUUGUACAAGGUUUUGGUUAAUAAGAUUUGACAUGGAAAAAAUGCAAUUUUCAAAUUUGUUGUCCUACACAGUACUUAAUGCUUUAGAGAGCUUGGCUUUUAUAUUAGGAGAAAAUUAGAAGACUGAAAAUUUCUUCUGCCAUUGUUUUAAUUGGGAUGAAAUUUACUUUAUCAAAAUUUGUUAAAUUCAAUAUGCUAAAUGUAUACUGAAUGAAUGAUGUAUGAUUGAAGUAGAUCCCCCUCCUGUUGUUAAAUAAUUGUUUCAUGUACUAAUCUUGUUAAUAAAAUAAAGAUUUAAUUUUUUAA